This is a messenger RNA of Cherax quadricarinatus, 1767 nucleotides long. The record is from RefSeq and is a predicted model, not a curated record. Lineage: Eukaryota; Metazoa; Arthropoda; Malacostraca; Decapoda; Parastacidae.
CAGCCCAUGGACCAACAGGUCAUUUCUAACUUCAAAAAACUCUACACAAAAGCAGUGUUUCAAAAGUGCUUUGAAGUGACAUCGGACACUCAGUUGACCCUAAGAGAGUUCUGGAGGAAUCGCUUCACUCUCCUCCAUUGCAUAAGCCUUAUAGGUAAGGCUUGGGAGGGAGUGACUUCCAGGACUUUCAACUCUACUUGGAGAAAACUGUGGCCAGACUGUGUCCAAGAGAGGGAUUUUGAAGGGUUGGAGGCUGACCCUGACCCUGCCGACCCUGUGGACUCUGGGGAAGUCCCUGGGGUUGAAGGUGAGUGGCGAGGAUGUGGAAGAGUUGGUGGAGGACCACAGGGAAGAGCUGACCACUGAAGAGCUGCAAGACCUUCAACUUGAACAGCAACAGACUGCAGCUGAGGAACUUGUUUCAGAGGAGGAGGAAGAGGGAGUGAAGGAGGUGCCUUCUUCAGAGAUUAAAGAGGUGUGUGCAGUGUGGACUAAGGUGCAAGCUUUUGUAGAGAAACACCACUCUGACAAAGCUGAAACAAGCCAUAUCUGCAACAUGUUUAGUGACAAAACUGUGUCUCACUUCAAGGAAAUCUUAGAGAUGCCAGAAACAGAGCACUCUGGACAGUUAUUUUGUGAGACAGGGGUCCAGUGACUCUCAAGCUGGUCCUAGUGGCAUUAAAAGACAAAGAAGGGAAGUAACCCCAGAGAAGGCUUUGUUACCUAAAGUCUUAAUGGAGGGGGAUUUCCCUUUCAAACACCAACUCCUCCCUCUUUCCUCUUCUCUAUCUUCCAGAAGCCAGCAUUAGCCUUCAAUAAAGGAUUGUUGUCUGAUAGUGAACAGCAGAACAGCAGUUUCUCCAGUUGUAUUUUCAUGUUGAAGAAGAAUUACUUCGUUUACUGGGACGUAGACACAAGCGGCAAUGGAGAAGGAAUCCAUGGAACCCAUAGUUAACAGAGAGGAUGAAACAGUAAAUCCAGUUAAAACAGAAGCUUCUUCAAGUGACACAGAGUUCAGUGCUCUUGAUAUUUCUACAGAAACUGUAAUUUUCUCCUCAUUUUGUUCAUAUUCAGAAACAAGCCAGAGUGAUUUUGACUUAUCACAAGAGGAAAUUAACAUGACCGAACAUGAUUUACUUUCCCAAGCCUUUGUGACUUUAGAAAGGAGAAAAGAAUUAUGGCAAGAAAUUUGUAAUGAGGCCAGCCAGACAAAGUAACCUGGGAGGCAUAGAUUUUUCAGCUGUGUGAGUGUAUGUGUGAAGCAUCAGUAUGAUGGAGAGAGUGGUAGUGUUGCUGGACAUGGAUUGUUUUUAUGUGCAGGUAGAAGAGCGUGACAACCCACACAUGAAGGGAGUGCCAGCAGCUGUGGUCCAGUAUAACUCUUGGAAAGGUGGAGGCAUUAUAGCAGUCAACUAUGAGGCUCGCAGUUUUGGUGUGAAGCGAGGGAUGCGGGGAGAUGAAGCUCGCAGCAAAUGUGCUGACAUACAGUUAGUGCAAGUACCUGUCAACCGAGGAAAGGCUGACCUUACCAAGUACAGGAAUGCUGGGAAGGAGGUGAUUGAUGUAUUGUGUGACUUCAGUGGAUGUGUAGAGAGAGCAAGCAUAGAUGAAGCAUAUAUUGAUCUCACUAAUGUUAUUGAAGGAAAACUGAAGCAGUUAGAUGGAAAAAAAUUGACACCUGACUUAUUGCCAUCCACCUGGGUAGUUGGUUAUGACAUACCCGAGAGUGAGGAUAAACAAGGUGAGUUAUAAAGUACUGUCCAUCUG